Molecule: messenger RNA, 568 nt
Organism: Zychaea mexicana
Lineage: Eukaryota; Fungi; Mucoromycota; Mucoromycetes; Mucorales; Lichtheimiaceae
Exons: 1
Coding region: 43-423 (126 amino acids)
Source: RefSeq, a predicted model, not a curated record
GUCCUUUUUUGCAGUGCAAGGAGCGACGUUGGUCUGAAAACGAUGUGGCAUCAUGGAGUACAGCAACUACCACUAAUUCCACGACUGCUAAUGACAACAACAAUAACUGCUGCAACUUUUCCGGCUGCAAUGAUCUGCGAAGGGACUGGUCGCUCGAAGCAUGCUCUCCUUUACCCGACCAAAUCUCGAUGGAUUUCUACCCUCUGCAAGACUUGCCCUUGGGCUAUCCCCCCGUACCGGCUGCACCACAGCAAUACACUCCUCCGCUUGCAUCCUCGUGCUCUGCCUCCACCGUUUCAACUUCCGUCACAGGGUCACCUAUCUCCAUCGAUGGCUACUACGAAAGUAACAACACUAACUCUGCCAACCAUCAUCAUCAUCAGCACCAUCAUAAUAGCAACAAUGGAUGUUUUGAUUGCCUGACCCUUCAACAGCCCCCCAUGCAACAUCAACAACAACAACAUGCUUCAUCCACCUCUACACCAUCAAUUACAUCGUCUGCAACUUCAUCUUCUACGGUUGCAGAAGCACUUUUCACAUCUACUUUUGCUUAAAUCAUCACUAUUUU